Messenger RNA from Chionomys nivalis (European snow vole), 2432 nucleotides. RefSeq lists its product as uncharacterized. Bases 269 to 2365 code for a protein of 698 amino acids. The transcript is spliced from 7 exons. Gene Ontology annotation, molecular function: GTP binding. NCBI's taxonomy places the organism in Eukaryota, Metazoa, Chordata, Mammalia, Rodentia, Cricetidae. The record is from RefSeq and is a predicted model, not a curated record.
GAGACCAAGAGACCUCUUUACUCAUGGCUGAAGGGAAGGCAGGAGUUCUCUGGGGCUUCUCUGGGCCACUUUAAAGUCUGUCACCAAGAAAGGACAAGGUCUUCGAGCUCCUGCAGAAGUCUUGUUCGCUGCUCUCAGUCUUGUGGCUGCUUCUUCAUUUCUGCAUCAUUUGUGGGAAUUUGCUGAUUCCCGCACCCAGAACAGAGACACAGAACCACACAGAAGGAGCGCAUGAAUGAGGAAAUUGUGACUGAGUGUCCUGAGAAGCAUGGGAGGAAGGAAGAUGGCAAGAGACGAGGAAAGCACCUAUGGCUUGGAGAUGGAUUCACAGAUCCCAAGGGGGCCCCCACUGAGGCUCAUCCUGGUAGGUAGGACCGGGACCGGCAAGAGUGCCACUGGUAACACCAUCCUGGGCCGGACCUGCUUCGUAUCCAAGCUAGGGGCUGUGCCUGUUACCAGAUCCUGCUCCUGGGCCAACAGAAAAUGGGCCGGCUGGUAUGUAGAGGUGGUGGACACCCCGGAUGUCUUCAGCUCUGAGGUCAAAGAGACCGACCCUGCGUGCUCGGAAACAGCCCACUGCUUUCUACUGACGUCGCCCGGGCCGCACGCGCUGCUGCUGGUCACCCAGCUCGGUCGCUUCACCACUCAGGACAGCCAGGUGCUGGCCGGGGUGAAGCGGGUGUUCGGAGAGAAGGUGAUGGCGCGGACUGUUGUGGUGUUCACUCGCAAGGAGGACCUGGCAGGAGAGUCUCUGCAGGAUUACGUGCGAUGCACAGACAAUCGCGCCCUGCGGGAGCUGGUGGCUGAGUGUGGGGGCCGCGUGUGCGCCCUAAACAACCGAACUACUGCCCGCGAGCGUGAGGCACAAGCUGAGGAGCUGCUGGGCCUGGUCGCUGGCCUAGUGAGGGAGCACGGGGGCGCGUACUACUCCAAUGAAGUGUAUGAUCUGGUGAGGACCCUGUGGAGAUCUAACCCCAAGGACCAAGUCAGCAAGGUGGCAGAGAUGGUGGCAAGACGCAUGCAGAGGCCCCUGCGCACCAGGCUGCUAACUGGGCUGUGGGACUGGCAGAAAUCUUACAGGAAGAGCUGGAGACGGGGCGUGGCUAUUUUCCUGGGUGUGGCCUUCCUGAUCUACCUGCUGGUCUACAGAAAGGCGCCUCAGACCACUGGGGACCAGAAUAGAAGCGGCCAUUUACCACGGCAGCUCUGCUGUGUUCUGGCGGAUUUCAGGUCAGCGUUCAAGGCCUUUCCCCCCACUUUAGGGGACAGCCUGCGGGGCAGUGGUGUGUGCUGCGUCACCGUGUUUUUUUCUUCUUUUCCUAACUCUGGAAGUGGACUUUCUGUGAGAGCAUCAUCCAGCAGGCACAGGUCCUCUGCCUGCCGGCAAGUGACUCACGCUGGUGACUGGAGGCAAAGCCCUGCUGGCCCGGAAGAAAUGGAAGGCCUCUGGAAGAGCACAUAUGGAACCAUAGUUGAAGGGAACGGGGAAGCCUACUGUGGAGCAGAAUCGGGCUGCCUAAGGAUUCUCCUGGUGGGUAAAUCUGGCUGCGGGAAAAGCGCCACAGGGAACAGCAUCCUCGGCCGAAAAGCAUUUGAAUCUAGGCUUGGAGCCCAGUCAGUGACCAGGACCAGCCAGGCAGAGACGGGCACAUGGAAGGGAAAGAGACUGUUAGUGGUAGACACACCCCCCAUCUUUGGGUCAAAGGCCCAGAAUCAAGACAUGGACAAGGACAUUGGAGAUUGUUACCUGCUGUGUGCCCCAGGACCCCACGUGCUGCUGCUGGUGGCCCAGCUGGGACGCUUCACAGCUCAGGACACCCUAGCCGUGAGGAGGGUGAAGGAGAUCUUUGGGGCAGGAGUCAUGAGGCACAUGAUCGUCCUCUUCACCCACAAAGAAGACCUGGCAAAUGAGACUUUGGAUGAGUUUGUGACCCACACUGACAACCACAGCCUGCGCAGCCUGGUCCACGAGUGUGGGAGGAGGUACUGUGCCUUUAAUAACAGGGCUUCAGGAGAAGAGCAGCAGGGACAGCUGGCAGAGCUCAUGGCCCUGGUGAGGGGGCUGGAGCAGGAGUGUGAGGGCUCUUUCCAUAGCAACGACCUCUUCCUUCAUGCCCUUGUGCUCCUUAGCGAUGGCUGCCGUGAGUACCAGGAAGCCUACAGGUGGUACCUGGCCAAGGUGAGGCAGGAGGUGGGGAGGCAGAAGCGGGAGCUGGAGGAGCAGGAGGGCAGCUGGGUGGCUAAGAUGUUUUGCAGAGUCAGGACAUGCUCGUGCUCCCAAAUCGCAGCAGCCGCCCUUCUUAUUGGGUGUGGUUUGAUUUUUAUUGGCAUUUUAAUUACCUUGUAUGUUAACUGGUGGAACUGAGCGUUUUCGGGUGAUUUCUGCCAUCAGCGCCCUCUCCCGGGGUUCGCAUUUCUGUCUGCACCGGGGC